Caenorhabditis angaria is the source of this 853-nucleotide messenger RNA. Lineage: Eukaryota; Metazoa; Nematoda; Chromadorea; Rhabditida; Rhabditidae. The record is from the annotation of a GenBank genome assembly.
AUGAAAAUAGUUUUAAUUUUCUUGAUCUUCAUUCUCUCAAUCGAGGCUCGCAGCAAAAACGUUGAAGAAAGUGACGAGUGUUCAGCUUCAUCUAGUGAAGAAGCUCAAAAACCCAAACACCAUCACCAUAAACACCAGCAUAAACAUCACAAAAAACGUCGGACCACUACGACUACAACAACAACCCCAGCGCCACCAAAAUGUUCGGAAGGUUGGACUGGAUUUCAGAGAUCGGGAAGAACUUGGUGUAUUCAGGUGUUUGAUAGUUUGGUGAAUCAUAUGCAUGCUGAUGCACAUUGUCGGAUGUUAAGAGGAAGUUUGACGGGAAUUGAGAGUGUUGAGGAGAAUCGGUUUAUACAGGGUGGGUUCUUAGAGCUGACUCUAGUUUUUUACAACACUGACAAUUUUACAGCGGAAGGUCUUCGAUGUCUUCAAAAAUAUGGAAAAACUCUUGGUGCAAUCUGGCUUGGUUUAGAACGACGACCGGAGUGUCAAGGCUUCUGGAAUUCGAUAUCAGCCGCAUGUUCGGGAAGUAAUGGAUUUGUGUGGAUGGAUGGUGUGACAACGCGGAAAGAUACGAUGACUUGGCGACCAACGAUGCCGGAUAAUAGCGGGUGGGUUGGGUUAGACUAGACUGUAGUCUGGCUGCAUCUAGCUGAAACUGAUAGGCCUAACUAGACCUACCUCAAUUUUCAGCGGCAAUCAAAAUUGUGCCUAUAUGCAUGUCGGUUAUCAAUCGUUCUUGGGAAUCAAUCCUGGAACUCUUGAUGAUAUUGAGUGUCUGAAUCCGGUGACCGCAAAUUUGGAUAUUCAAAUUCCAAGAGGAUUUGCGUGUGGAAAGUGGGCUGAAUGA